AUUCAUUCAACGGUCGUCUAACAAGUAAUCCGAAGAUCGAGCGCCGUCAAAUCGACGUCGACGUCGCGGUGCAAUUAAAUUAGCGACAGAACUAAUUCACUCUCCACAUUAAAGGGUUAUUAUGUGAAGUUUUAUAUCAAUUUUCAAAUAAUUUAUAAAAAAACUUUAUGCAAAUUAGAAAAACUUUCUGUUUUGUAAAAAUUAUAUCGUGAAUAUUCUGUGUUCAAAUUAAAAAUAUUUUAUCUAGUAUAAGUACUUGUAUCAAAAGUUAUAAUGGAUUACUACAACAGUACUAUUAACAGCACAACAGAUGGUUGGUGUCCAAGCUCUUGUGAUAACUAUUUAUGCUGGCCUCGGACAAAACCCGGAACUAAUGUUACUCAGAAGUGUCCUCGGUCAGAAGGAAUUAUUAAAAGUGCUACUGCUUACAGGUAUUGCAGUCCUACAGGAACGUGGGAAACAAAAAGUUCUUCUAAUUUAUCUUACACACAUUAUGAAAAUUGUAUUCUACCACAAUUACAGGAUCUGCUUAAAAUGUGUGAGGACUUUGGAGAAUCAACGUGUAACCAAAUUGGCAGGAUAACAAGAUGUAUAGAAAUGGUCGGAUUGUCAUUUUCUCUAGUAUCUCUUCUUAUAUCAUUAUACAUAUUUUUUUCAUACAGGGUUCUUAAGAAUAACAGGACGAAGAUACACAAAAAUCUAUUCAUAUCAACGUUACUUCAAGUGAUAUUUAGAUUAGUACAAUAUAUAAAUCAGGAAUUGGAUCCAAGUGAGAAGUUUUUAAAUAAAGGAUAUCUAUUUCAAAUGAACAUAGCACUAUUGGAAUAUUCGAAAACCGCAAUGUUUCUCUGGAUGUUUAUCGAAGGUCUAUAUCUACAUAAUAUGAUUACGGUAACGGUGUUUCAAGAGUAUAAUUAUAUAAAAAUAUACUGUUAUGUUGGAUGGAUACUACCUGGGGUAAUGACAGCUGUGUGGCUGAUAACUAUGCUCAUGGAGGACACGACAUGGGAAUAUUAUUACUUUUUGAGCUACUAUUGGAUAUUGGAAGGACCCAGGUCAGCGGUUAUUAUAAUAAAUCUACUUUUCCUUCUUAACAUAAUCAGAGUUUUAGUUGUGAAGUUAAGAGAGAGUCAUACCAGUGAGAUAGAGCAAGUAAGGAAGGCCGUCAGAGCCGCGAUCUUUCUACUCCCACUUAUGGGAAUUUCGCACAUAUUAUUUUUCCACUACAAAUUUAACGAAGCCUGGAAAUUCGCCGCGUGGCUGUUUGCCGCUUAUUUCCUCGGAACCUUUCAAGGAUUUUUUGUUGCUGUUCUUUACUGUUUUCUCAACGGAGAAGUCCAGACAGCUAUCCGAAAUAGUUUCUACCUUCGUAUGUCCCUGAGAAAUAAUGAUUAUACGCCUUGUAGAAAUUUUGCUAUAAUCUCAGCAGUACGAGAAAAUGGAACAAUAAAUAACGUGAAAAAAACAAAAUGGGUGUUAUGCUGUAAAUAUAGAAGACGUUCCAAUGAUGAAACGGAGAUAAACUUAGACGAUUUGAAUAGGAGGCGGGAUACCACUAUUAUUACCGAAUUUCCUCUGUUUGCGACUGUUUCUAAGAAAAGUUCGUCUCGUGAUAAUUGGACCUCGAAAAUUACUGUUGAAGAAUCUGAUACGUCGCUUAUACAAAUACCUUCCAAUAAAGAUUAAUAAUAUUUU
Molecule: messenger RNA, 1695 nt
Organism: Diorhabda sublineata
Lineage: Eukaryota; Metazoa; Arthropoda; Insecta; Coleoptera; Chrysomelidae
Gene: Pdfr
Product: PDF receptor
Exons: 14
Coding region: 274-1686 (470 amino acids)
Biological process (GO): cell surface receptor signaling pathway; adenylate cyclase-modulating G protein-coupled receptor signaling pathway
Cellular component (GO): plasma membrane
Molecular function (GO): G protein-coupled peptide receptor activity
Source: RefSeq, a predicted model, not a curated record